AGCCAAAUUACUAAGCGCCCUUGCUUCUCUAGAUCAUGGGUUCUUGAGUCGACAUCGAUCUGAUGAUUAGCACUUACUAUCCAACAGCCUGAAAUCGACCAUACUGGUAGUCACAUUUGUACAGAAGAGUGCCAAGACCAGCAGGGUAUCUGACUUAUGAAACAAUCUACCUUUAUAUACCGCUCAAUCUCCCAAUUUCCCUGUAGAAGUUCUGAGCCUAUCAGAUCCUUUCUUUGGGACCCUGCUACGGCGGUGAGCAUCCUAUUGUGCGGAGAUUUGAUCUACUUGGUUCUUCUGAUUCCACUCAAACGUCAAACAGGGGUCACUUUUUUGUUCAUGAGAGCCAUGGUUCGAAUCUCUGGAUGGUUUUUGUUUUUGUUUUUGGCCUUAUUCUCGUUCUUGGACAUGCUUUCCGAGCCUUGUGGCACCCUUUGAAACAUAGUUAGGAGUGUGAUGGCUCUGGAUCUGACGCACUACCCAAGGCAUCUUGUCCUGAUAUGCACACCUCGCUGUUUACAGAUAAGACGCAAGACUGGGAAUAGACCUACCAAGAUUCGCGCAAGACUCGGUCGAUCCUGCUACCAGUACAGACAAAAAGACGUAUUGGCGACUGCCACAAUCUUGUCGAGCGAGUUGGUCAUGGAAUACCGACACCAACACAUCCACGAGCAAGAGAGAGAGAAAGACAAAGGCCCGAUAUACCUAACAACCGCCACGUCGCAACCCCUCUCCCAAUCUCUCCCCCCCCACCGAUUACCAGAAAACAAACAUCUUUGCGCACGUAAACCCAGAGAACUGCCGAACAAGAUACGUAUGAUGAUGUGUUUUGUAGAUAAGACUAAUACAGAAACCCAAUGGCUCCAAAAGGAUUCCCGGACUUCUAAAUGUCCAAGCAUAGGGUUUUGUCGGUGGCUUGCACGACCAUACUGCUUCAGGCAUGUUGAUGCGGCGGGGGGGUUUGCUGAUUGUGCCUCUCUCCGCAAUUUUUGGGCUUUUUCGUUUCCAGGGUUUUCCCACGUUCGUUAUCAAGGGUAUUGCAUCAGCUGGGCAGGAACGUUGCUUCUGCAGGAAGCGGGGGGGGGGAUUCUGCUGCCUCCGCCAUGCUAAUGCUGCGUGUGUUGUUCUUUUUGUGUGACACAGCAUGAGAAGAGUCUAGA
Molecule: messenger RNA, 1157 nt
Organism: Aureobasidium subglaciale EXF-2481
Lineage: Eukaryota; Fungi; Ascomycota; Dothideomycetes; Dothideales; Saccotheciaceae
Exons: 1
Coding region: 454-1107 (217 amino acids)
Source: RefSeq, a predicted model, not a curated record